This is a messenger RNA of Enterospora canceri, 534 nucleotides long. The record is from the annotation of a GenBank genome assembly. Lineage: Eukaryota; Fungi; Microsporidia; Enterocytozoonidae.
AUGAUCGAAAAAUUCUAUACUCUGGAUAACAGAGCACCGUACACUUUUGUAAAAGGCAGCUUAGAUUCUUUUGUGCUAGAUAAUGUUCUAAUUAAGGAUACUGAUAUUAGUGAUCUGUGUGUACACUGGGGUAAUGGUGAGAAACCAAUGGAGAUAGAAAUGUAUAGAGUUCUUUCAAAGAAUAGUGAUCCCCAAACUGUUUUGAAGGGAGAAAUAGAUAAUUUGUUUGAUCCUGAUUAUUGGCCUGAAAGAGAAAAAGAAGUUAGAGACUUACUGCUUCUUCAAAGUGAAGAGGAUUUCGAUGACGCAAAGAAGAGAGCGAUAGCUGAAUUAGAGAAAACUGAUUAUAGGAAUAACUUUAGCGAUUUACCUAGGCAGAUUUGGUAUCAAAUAUAUUUAUAUAUCAGGGAGUUAAAAUCAGAAUUCUGUAACUUAUCGAUAAAAGACAGAAAGAAAGCGAUUGUGAAAGUCAAUAUGAAUCAGCAAGCAUAUUGGCGCAUUACAAAACUUUUUGAUGAAGCGGAUGAUGAAUAA